This is a messenger RNA of Vigna radiata var. radiata (mung bean), 2689 nucleotides long. Its product is annotated as cytokinin dehydrogenase 1. Gene Ontology annotation, biological process: cytokinin metabolic process. NCBI's taxonomy places the organism in Eukaryota, Viridiplantae, Streptophyta, Magnoliopsida, Fabales, Fabaceae. The record is from RefSeq and is a predicted model, not a curated record. Bases 22 to 1659 code for a protein of 545 amino acids. The transcript has 5 exons. Gene Ontology annotation, molecular function: cytokinin dehydrogenase activity; FAD binding.
UGUUUCACCAAAAUAGAAAGCAUGGUGUCAAAACCUGGUUGCUUCUAUGAACAAGGGAGCUUUCCAUCAAUCAAAAUCCUCAUACUUUUACUCCUUCAUUCUAUACUUCACAAAGCCAACUCAGGCUGCAGCAAUAACUCUUCUUCAAGUUCCUUAGUUCCAUUUCCACCACAUGAGAUUCUCUCAUCAUUGCAAACACUUCCUCUAGAUGGCUACUUUAGCCUAAGUAACAAUGAGGAUGCUGCCAAGGACUUUGGCAACAUACACCAUUUUCCUCCCCUAGCAGUGCUGCAUCCAAAAACAGUUUCUGAUAUAUCACGCACCAUAAAGCAUGUUUUUGAAAUGGGGUUUGCCUCAGAGCUUAAGGUUGCUGCCAGAGGCCAUGGUCAUUCCCUGCAAGGCCAGGCACAGGCAAAUGGGGGUCUAGUCAUUAACAUGGAGUCACUGCAGGGUCCUGAAAUGAAAGUCCACGUUGGAGAGUUCCCUUAUGUGGAUGUCUCAGGGGGAGAGUUGUGGAUAAACAUUCUGCAUCAAACUCUUAAACAUGGCUUGGCACCAAAGUCAUGGACAGAUUACCUUCACCUCACUGUUGGAGGCACUCUUUCAAAUGCUGGUAUAAGCGGGCAAGCCUUCAAACAUGGACCUCAGAUCAAUAACAUCUUUCAGCUUGAAGUCAUCACAGGAAAAGGAGAGGUGGUUACCUGCUCAGGGAACCGAAAUGCUGACCUUUUUCAUGGUGUACUUGGAGGGCUUGGUCAAUUCGGUAUCAUCACAAGGGCUAGAAUUUCUCUUGAAACAGCACCAAAGAUGGUGAAAUGGAUUAGAGUGCUCUACUCAGAAUUCUCUAUAUUUACUAGGGAUCAAGAGCAUUUAAUAUCACUAAAAAACACAUUUGAUUAUAUUGAAGGGUUUGUGAUCAUAAACAAAACUGGCAUCCUUAACAAUUGGAGAUCAUCCUUUGACCCCAAAAGUCCACUUCAAGCUAGCCAAUUCAAUUCUGAUGGAAGAACCUUUUACUGUCUUGAGAUGGCAAAAUACUUCAACCCUGAUGAAGCAGAACUCAUGAAUCAGAAUAUUGAUCACCUACUAUCAAAGCUGAGUUACAUCCAACCAACUCUCUUCAGAUCAGAAGUUUCUUACGUGGAAUUCCUCGACAGAGUGCAUGUUUCUGAGAAAAAGCUAAGAGCAAAAGGCUUGUGGGAAGUCCCCCAUCCCUGGCUGAACCUUCUGAUCCCAAGAAGUGAGAUUCAUGACUUUGCUGAAGAAGUAUUUGGCAAAAUUCUUAAGGACACAAGUAAUGGCCCCAUACUCAUUUACCCCGUCAACCAAACAAGAUGGAACAGUAAGACAUCUUUGGUUACCCCAGAGGAAGAUGUUUUUUACCUGGUGGCUUUUCUAUCCUCGGCAGUCCCAAAUUCUACUGGUGCAAACAGUUUAGAACAGAUUGAAGCCCAAAACAAAAGGAUCAUUGAAUUCUACACCAGUGCACAGCUGAAAGUGAAGCAAUACCUUCCCCAUUACAGCACACAGGAAGAAUGGGAAGCCCACUUUGGGUCACAAUGGGAGGCAUUCGUGGAAAGAAAAAAGGCCUAUGACCCACUAGCACUGCUUGCCCCUGGCCACAGAAUCUUUCAAAAGGCAGUGUCUGCUUCAUGCUAGUCUUAUGUGCGUGAGGUUGUGAACUAAUGCUAAUUAAUCAUGUAUGUUUCUUCCCUGGCCUUCCUCUUAAUAAUUGUGAGCGUGGCCAAUGCAUUUUCUAUUCAAAAGGAGGCUUGCUUUUUAGGUCAUCAUUACAAGAUUGUCUCAGGAAAACACCAAUAGUCAGUUAGUGGUGAUAUUUUAAGCUGAUUGCAGGAAAUUGUAUGGCUAAAUUCAGGGCCACCCUUGUAAGACAAAAAUAUCAGCAAAGAAAAUUAUUAUUAAAUGUAAAGAAAAGGUUAAAUAAAGAGAAAUUAUUGUUUUCUUCUGAUUUUUUAACUGAAAUAACUAGCCAUUCGUUUGCUUAAACUUUCUUUCUACUGCCAUAAUCAUACAAAUAGCACAAAGCAAGCUUGUUCAGAGAGGGGGGGAAAACUCCAUCUGGUCAAAUUUUCCAUUGAUCACUUCCCAAAUGCCUGUACAAUUAGGCACUUGAGUCUUGUAAUCUUUUUCUACCAAAAGUGAGCUAUAUUGUUCAUGGAUUCUGAUUCAUAAUCAGAAGUCAAAUUUCAGUAGUCAUUUAAAAAGUCAUGGAUUUUUCUAUUUCCUCCCUUUUUCUAUUAGAUCAUGUGAUCAAACCAUCUCGACAUAAUUUUAUCAACUCCUCAAUGGAAUAAUUAUUAAGUAUAAUCUAUUGAGAAUCUAAUCAGAAAAUAUUGAUAAUGUAAUACUUUUUGCACCAUAAUUAUAUCAUUGAAAAACAUUAAUUUUUGUUAUUUUUUUACUGUCCUCCAUGCAGUUCGAAUCCAAUAGGCUCAUUAACACAAUGAGUAACUAUGUAAUAUAACAAACCAUAUAUUUAAGAGCUAAGACCAAUCAAUUUUGAAAUGCAACUGCAAAGGAUCUCACUUCGUCUACCUACCAAGAUUCCACUAAAUUCUUCAUCACCUUAUGAAAUUAACCUAAAAUAACGAAACACCCGAGUACAUGGUACAACAAAAUUUUGUCAUACAUCACAAAAGAAAACAUGUUCAAAGACAAACAAAAAAAU